Molecule: messenger RNA, 1908 nt
Organism: Trichobilharzia szidati
Lineage: Eukaryota; Metazoa; Platyhelminthes; Trematoda; Strigeidida; Schistosomatidae
Source: the annotation of a GenBank genome assembly
GUCUACCUGAUGCUAAGUUCCGUGUCGCAAUUUUAAUUGACUGCGCUGCAGAACGACCUUCGCUGCAGGCGAGUCAGUCUCGAUUGGGAUUUCGCGCUAUAAACUAGACUCUACCGACCGAUCCACUUCAAAUACUGAUCUUUCUUAGUCAGCGAUGCAAUCAGAAUCCUUCAAUAAUAAUGCACAGCUAACCGGUUGUGGAGCUAGUUGGCUAUGCAAUCCAAGAAGGCGAUUUCAUCGUUAUGUAGCCUUAUUCUUCAUAUGUUUUCUAACCUUUGGAAGUUACUUCUGUUAUGAUAAUCCUUCAGCACUUCAAGAUGUUAUGCUAAGUUCUUUAGGAAUGUCAAAAGUGCAAUUUAUGAAUUUGUAUGCCUUCUAUUCAUGGCCAAAUGUAUUUCUAAGUUUUGUUGGUGGUUAUCUUGUUGAUCGAGUAUUUGGUAUUUCAUUGGGGAGUAUUAUUUUCUCCCUGUUUGUUCUUCUUGGACAAAUACUAUUUGGUAUUGGUGCUUAUUAUUCAAGUAUUCCUGCAAUGUAUUUUGCAAGAUUGAUCUUUGGUGUUGGCGGGGAAUCGUUGGCUGUAACACAGAAUACCUAUUUAACUCAAUGGUUUCCACCGAAUGAAUUGACUUUAGUAUUUGGACUUCAGUUGAGUAUGUCACGUGUUGGAUCCACUAUAAAUAUGGUAACUAUGCAACAACUUAAUCGUGCUGUUGGCAAACACUUCAAUAUACAUUCAAAUCAACAACUGGGUGCAUCUUUAUUAAUAGCAGGUGUUACUUGCUUAUAUUCUCUUGUCUGUGCUAUAAUUAUGCUAUUUUUGACAAGAAGAGCUAAGCGCAUUUUAGGCGUUACUGGAGAAUCACUACACGAAAAACUUCUUCAGACUAAUUCUAAUGCCUCUAGACGAAUUGAUGAUAAUGAUGAACAACAGGACGGGGGACAAUCAUCUGCUGUCAAUAAAGAAAAUCAUGAGAAAAUAUCACUCCGGGAUAUUAUACACUUCCCCGGUGGUAUUUGGCUUGUUUGUAUAAUUUGUGUAGCCUAUUAUGUUACAGUAUUCCCGUUUGUUAGUUUAGGAUUGGUAUUUUUUGAAAGAAAAUUUGGUCUAUCUGUUCAAGACGCUGGUAUUGUCAACAGUCUGGUCUAUAUUGUAUCAGCUGUGGCAAGUCCUGUAUUCGGUUCAGCUAUCGAUUUUAUUGGUUAUAAUGUCUACUGGCUGUUUAGUGGUAUCAUUGUCACUAUGCUGUGUCAUAUAUGCUUUGCAUUCACUACUGGUCAAAUCCCACCGAUAGCUAUCAUGAUAAUUAUGGGCUUUGCUUAUUCAAUCCUGGCGAGUAGUCUAUGGCCAAUGGUUGCCUUCAUUCUACCAUUGCAUCAAAGAGGCACAGCCUACGGGUUGAUUCAAUCGGUACAAAAUUUAGGACUUGGUGUAAUCUCUAUAUUUGCUGGAUAUUUAGUCGAUACAAAGGGUUAUUUAUUCCUUGAGGUAUUCUUCACCUUCUGCCUAUCUAUUGCUAUCGCCUCGGCAUUCGGUUUAUUAAUCUGGGAUCAACGAUAUCUUGAUGGUGCAUUGAACGAGUCAGGUGCCAGUAGACGAUCGAAAACUGCUGCACAGAUUGCUGCUGAUAAUAUAAGUCAUGCAUCCUUGGAGCCAGUUGUUGCAUAAUCUAUCUAUCUAUAUAUAUAUAUAUAUAUAUAUAUAUAUAUAUUGUUUGUGAUUAUUACUAUACAAUAUAUAAUAUGUGACAUAAUUUCAGACAAUCUUAAUUCGUUCUCUGUGUGUAUUUUUUGUGUGUGUGCUGUGAACCUGUUAACAGCUACACAAACUGAUUGAUCGAUCGAGUUGAUUAUUUUCACACUGUGAUUACUAUUAUUAUUAUUAUCAUUAUUAUUCUCAAUUUUAAUCAA